Molecule: messenger RNA, 5230 nt
Organism: Cydia fagiglandana
Lineage: Eukaryota; Metazoa; Arthropoda; Insecta; Lepidoptera; Tortricidae
Product: transforming acidic coiled-coil-containing protein 3-like
Exons: 2
Coding region: 240-1211 (323 amino acids)
Biological process (GO): mitotic spindle organization; cerebral cortex development; cell population proliferation
Cellular component (GO): cytoplasm
Source: RefSeq, a predicted model, not a curated record
UGGUCUAGCAGUAAUUGGUAGUGGACUUGACUGAUGUCAUCAUCGUUAUUUCCUAAUAGUUUGUACUGUGGUAAAUGUUUAUUUAAUUAUAAAGUGCAGACAUUGGCAUAAGAUUCCAAUCUAUCUGUAUUCCUAAUUAGUGAUUUCUAUCCAAGUGCGCAGUUGUUCAAGGACAUGCGGUACAAGAUUCGUCAAUGAACACUGUGUUUAAGAUAUAGUGAGAAAGAUUUAGCAGUACCAUGUCAGGUACGGAGCAAAAUAUAGUGAACUCAAUGCAACAAUUGUCUGUUCAGCCAAGUCAUAGUGGUCAUACUGAGAAACCCACGCAGGUGGUUACUCCCGCAGUGAACAGAAGUCAGCUGUCUUCAACGCCGAAGGUUACGCCCGUAAAAUCGAACAUAGUGUCCCCAGCUAUUGCUACAAUCGACAGACUCCUGAGCCUGGGAGGAAACACCCCCCCGCCCCCGCCAGUCCUCACCCGCACGUCAGACAUGGACCCCCACACGGUGGAACAGCUGCGGGCCGUCAAGGAACUGCUCACAGCUCAAGAGGAAGAAGCGCAGAACCUCAGAGAUCUCAAUCGGGAAUUAAGAGAUCGUCUCGAGGAGUGUGAGACUAAAGUCAAAAAGCUCUCAGAACAAAAUGAGGAAUAUGCUGAAAAAGAAAAGGCUCUCUCGCAGCGCGUUGCAGAAAAAGUUAAAAAUAACAAACAGAUGAGUGUAGUCAUGGAGGAAUAUGAAAGAACUAUCUCAUCCCUUAUAGGGGAACGUGAAGCUGAAGCCAAGAGAUGGGCAGAGGAACGAGUUACACUAGUCCGGGAAAGAGAUGAAGCUGCAUCACAUCUGGCAUCCAUGGAACAUGCCUUCAAUGAUGUUCACACAAAGUAUGAAAGAUGUAAGGUCAUCAUACAAGGCUACAAAGGCAAUGAAGAGGCCCUAAAAAGGUCCGUAGAGGAAAACAAUGAUGCAAUACAGAAAUUAGAAGCCAGGUAUGAGACUUUGCGUCAACAUGCCAUGCAGCAGUUAAACAAGGCUAAUGCUGAGCUUGACUCGGUCAAAAAGUCUCACCAGGCUGAGAUAUUGAAGCUGAAUGCCAUGUUGAAGAAGAGUGAAGUACACGCGUCCUCCCUGCAGGAGUCCCUCGCGCAGAAGAUCAAGGACAAUGAGGAGUUGACGGCCAUCUGUGAUGAACUCAUCAACAAGGUCGGGUAAACACUUAAUCUAAAUACUUACUAAUCUUAAGUAAGCCACAUUUUCAUUUCACUAACCUGCAUUUAAUAUAUGUGCAUUUUAAACAAAUGCUUAAGGAAAUUAAUUGUAAUAAUUAAGUAAAUGCUUAACUAUAACUUUAAUAUGCGCCAGUGCUGUUACCAUAUCUUCAUUGCGUGUAAAUUGUAAAUAAUUCCCUGCAAUUAAUUGAAGUAAUGUCCCUUUAUAUUUUUGUACAUUAUUUUAUAAUUUUAUACUUAAGUUUUAAUUUUUUUUGACAUGUAAUAUAAAUUUCAUAAAUUCAUUUAAUUUUCGAAGCCUACUUUAUAAUUUUGUAAUUCAGUAUUGUGUUUGUAUUUCCUGUAAUUUAUUAACUUAAGUAAUGUAACUGGUAAUCUGAUGAGACUUAUUAUUUUAUGUUCUGGUUAUUUUGAUAUAACUGCAGUUGUAAAAUAGUUUAUCCAAAGAUAAAGAAAAAGUGGUAAAGGUUUGGUAAAAAACAAGAUUGAUUAUUUUGUAGUAACAUAACAUUUAUACCUGCCAUAUUUUAUUUGAAUGUUGUUUAUAUUAGUAUUAUCUUAUAUAAUGAAGUAUACUUUCUGCCCUGCUUAUUGUAUGUGCAGUACAUGAACUUAUUCAAAGAGAACAAGAUAAACAAUUGCAUGACUUUCCAACUGCGAUUACUGCAUAUGUUGUUAGCAUAGCAGCAUUAUUGUAUCCAUAAUAAUGUAGAGUUAUAUUAAACAUCGAAAGACUAACUCAAUUGGCUAUACCAUAUUAAAUAUAUUAAGAACGGGUCACUCACGCAUUUUAAGUCGAAAAACGCUCGGAGUCAUCGGGCGCGGAGAGCUGCGGCCCGCAGUCUGCGCCGGUCUGUCACCGUAAACGCAAGCUCCUGAUGACACUCCUCGGUACGGAGUGAAACAUGUCGAGCGUUUUUCGACUUAAAAUACGUGAGUGACCCGUUCUUAAUAUAUUUAAUAUGUCUGUGUCUCACGGAAGUUUUGUUAUUAAAAUGGCUAUACCAUGCCAGCAAUCAGGAGCUCUGAAAGGCAUAUAGUUGCUUGUCUAGUCUAUUAAUAGAGCAUAUAAUAGAUUCAAGCUAUAGGUACAUAGCUUACAUGUUUUUAUGCCUCUUUUUGCAUCAGUAAUAAGGGAACUUGAUUGAAGACUCUUUUGUAAUUUGUGCUUAAUAGUGAAUUAUAAAAUCACCCAAAUAUAGCCGAUAAACUCCCAACUAUGUUCCAAAAUUAUUCAAAUAUCAGGUGUGACUCAUCUGAACUUCAUCUGAAUGUCAUAGUUAUAUGGCAAAAUAUUAUGUUUAUAAAUUAAUUUAAAAACUGACAGAACUAAAAAGAAUAUUGGUAUUUAAACUUAAUUACGUAUUCAGCUUGAGGAACCAUAGUUGUAGUACUGGUAUACAGGUGUCCCAAGACUAUGGGACACCAAGGUAAAGUACCUUAAUAUCGCAGUUAGGAUAUUUUGCUGAAAGAAGACAUUAUUUUAAUUUAAAAAACAAUUUAAACUGCAUUGAUAGAUUUUUAAAUAAUUACAUGUUUGAACCGGGAAUCAAACCCGUUACACGAGAAAAAAAUCAACCUGUAGUUUUAUCAUACCGAUCGAAAGGCUACAUCAUAAGGAUUAUUAUUUCAACCAUGUAAUUAUUUAAAAAUCUAUGAAUGCAGUUUAAAUUGUUAUUUAAAUUAAAAUAAUGUCUUCUUUCAGCAAAAUAUCCUAUCUACGAUAUUUAAGGUAUUUUCCCUACAUGUCCCUUGGUCUUGGGACGCCCUGUAUAGUUGGAUAAUUUUACAGUAAUAAUUAAGGAUUUGAAAUGGUAAAGUUAGUGUAAUGUGCAAUACUCCUACAAGGAUAACAAAUGAGGCGAUACGGAACUCAUUAUGAUUGUCAAAAGAUAACUAUGUAUAAUUAAAAAUUAGUUGAAUUAGGCCUAGUAGUAGGGUUUAUAACCCACUUCCUACCUAGGUUUAAUACUUGAUACACUUUGUACAUGCAUUUCAACUAUUUAUGAAUAUUUCUUGUAUAGUUUACGCCAUAAGUUAUUUAUUUAUUUACAGGAAGCUGAUUAAAUGUACAUUGUGCCUUUGAAAAUCUUCUCCACAUCCGGUCCAUUAUGAAAAAUAUUAAUGAGAUUCAUAACAUGAUAAGUAGUGUGUAACUUGUAUAUUUAAUGUCUUUAGAAGCUCUUUGUUUACCCAAGAGUGGGGUAGGAGCGGUUGCGUUGUUUUAUCUCAUUGUGAUAUUCUCUGAGAAUAGGGGCAUUAGUUCAUAUUGCAUUGUGUGCAGUGGCUAAUUAUAAUAUGAGAUAAAGCCAUAUUAAUUGACAUAUUUCCUAACUUAAUAUCGCUUCACAACAGUUACGUAGCGUACUGCGCGUGAAGCGUAGUAUAGCGCGUCUUGUAAUGUAAGGAACGCCACACGCAAGCGGUGUGACAUCGUUUAUGAACAUCCAUACAUUACAACGCAAGUGCAGGUCCAGUCGUGCUCGGUACUCACAAAUAUCUGAGCACAAUGCUAUUAUCAAGCUUUUGAGUUCAUGUUCAGAUAUUUUGGUUCAAGUCCUGUAUGCAAAUAUUUUUUUAUGGCAACUGUCCCUUUUCCCAAGAAUAACACAAGUUGUAAGAAUAGUUAAGGGUUUUUGAAACCUAUUUAUGUCAAGUAUUUAAAGUUUGGGCUCCUAUGUAAGCCAACAGCACUAUAUCACACAUACUGUGAAAUACAUACAAAACUUAAAAAAAAAAUCGAAUGCUGUUUUAAAUAACAGAUGUGAUAGUAUUAAAAUUUAACUCAUUACUAACUUAAAACAUGUACGACAUUCCAGUGUUUUAAGAUUGGGAUAACUAUCAUAACUAUAACUAAAACUCAUUAGUCGUACCCAUAUCUAUCGUCAUAUUUUCUAUUUUGUAUUACUUAUUAUCGACUAUCCAAGUAAUUAUUCGCAAAGAAGGGUGAGGGAGCACGUCCUUUAAAUACCUAUAGGUACCUACACAUUUACAGCGGGCCUAUAAAGUUAUAAACACACGGAACACACCUUACACCUUAUAAAACAAAGUCCCCCGCCGCAUAUGUCUGUUUUUUAUGUUCGCGAUAAACUCAAAAACUACUGAACGGAUUUUCAUGCGGUUUUCACCUACCAAUAGAGUGAUUCUUGAGGAAGCUUUAGGGUUUGGCGUCCCCCCUUGGACGGCGCCCGGGGCACGUGCACCCCCCCCCCCCCCCUAGUUACGUCACUGACUGCAAUCUAUGUGAAUUUAAUAGUUCUUAUGCAACUUGUGCAAUAAGAUUAUACUCUUUAGUGUUAAUUUACUACGUACAUGCUCCAUAUACCUGAUUUAUCCUAUUUCAAUGAAUACAAGUAAAAUUUUGAAAAACGAUCACUUACCCAACUACGGUUUAUCUCGUUUAGAACCUCAUACUUUAUGUAACCGGUUAAAAAAGUUGCUGAUGUAAUCCAACCACAAACAAGCAAAACCUCCCCCUCUUUUAAUGUCGGUUAAAAACGUAGCCACGUCAGGGUCAGGGUCAUAAAUCCGAAUGGAUUGACUAAUCCACCGAAUUCGGGUCGGUUGUGACGUUAGGGUGGAACACACGACACCAACAUACAUACAGUCAGUGUUGGCCGUACGCUAAUUAAUUGCAAUUAAUAUAAAUUAAACCGUAACGGACGGUUACAGUUUACGGUUCAAUUUAUAACGGUUAAUUACAUUAACGUUUCGGCCAAGACUGCAUACAUUUAUAGACAGCCAAAAUCAACUAUUUCCGUAGAUGGGUAAAAGUAAACAUUUCCUUGAAUGUCAUACCCAUACCCACUUAUAAAUUGUAACCCUUCCUGCUUCAGCCAUUGCUCCAAAGUGGCGAGUUGUGGAUAACUACAUUUUGCCUAGUUAAGUAUAAUUUUGUAAUCAUUAUAUAUUUUUAUAAUACCUAUGCGUAAUUUAUCAUAUUAGGUUACUUGCAAUUUAUUCAUAUGAAUAGAACGAAAUAAAUCAAUUCCAUAUUUGUAA